AUGGAUUACGAUUAUUUUCUCUCAGAAGUAUCAAAAGCGAGACAGCCGUCUCCCAUACGUGCCCUAGUCCCUCUUGUCAAGACGCCUGGAAUGAUUUCUCUCGGGGCCGGCAAUCCCAACCCCACUUCAUUUCCGUUCAAGAGUAUGACAGUUACAUUAAACGACGGCCAGAAUUACACGAUUGCCGAAGACGACAUGGCUGAUGCAUUGCAAUAUGGUCCAACACCAGGAUUACCAGCGCUUCGAGAAUGGCUGCACAAUUUUCAGAAUACGAUCCAUGAACCACCCGCAAAAAGUUUCGAUCUCUGUGUAGGCACAGGCAGUCAAGAUUUACUAGCAAAGACACUGGAGGCGCUUAUAAGUCCGGGUGAUUACGUAUUGAUUGAAAAUCCUACGUACACAGGAACGCUGGCUUUCUUGAGAUCCCAACCGUGUAAUCUAGUUGAGGUGGAGACGGACGAUCAAGGACUAGUCCCAGAUUCCCUGUACUCUAUUCUCGAUAACUGGGACCACACGCAGCGCUUUCCAAAGAUUCUUUAUACAGUUCCCGUUGGGGGAAAUCCAACCGGCAUUUCUACGACGUUUGAACGGAAACAACAGAUAUACGCCUAUGCUCAGAAGUUCAACAUUCUCAUCCUCGAGGAUGAUCCAUAUUACUAUCUUCAAUUCAAUUCACCGAGAAUCAAGAGCUACUUGUCCAUGGACACGGAUGGUAGAGUUGUCAGGUUCGAUUCCAUGUCGAAACUCUUAUCGGCGGGCAUUCGUAUCGGCUGGGCGACAGGGCCGGCACCCAUUAUCGACAGGAUUAAUAUGCAUACUCAGGCGACGAAUCUUCACCCGUCCAGUCUGGCUCAGAUGGUCAUAUAUAAACUGCUGGAACAAUGGGGCGUUGACCAGUUUUUGAAACAUGCCGAUAGUGUGGCUAGUUUGUAUAAGGGAAAACGAGACAAUUUUCUCGCGUGUGCUGACAAACAUUUGGCGGGAACUUGUGCUCAGUGGGUAGUGCCAAGUGCCGGGAUGUUUGUAUGGAUUAAACUUGACGGUAUCGAUGACACAAAGGAUCUUAUUCAUAACAAAGCUCUGGAAAAGAAGGUGUUGGCUAUACCCGGAGAGUUUACGGGAUGGCCCGUUGCAAGCGAAGCCGCUAGACUAUAUGAUGACCAUUUCAUUAAGGCGACAUCG
This is a messenger RNA of Paraglomus occultum, 1182 nucleotides long. NCBI's taxonomy places the organism in Eukaryota, Fungi, Glomeromycota, Glomeromycetes, Paraglomerales, Paraglomeraceae. The record is from the annotation of a GenBank genome assembly.